This is a messenger RNA of Dichotomopilus funicola, 1251 nucleotides long. RefSeq lists its product as uncharacterized. NCBI's taxonomy places the organism in Eukaryota, Fungi, Ascomycota, Sordariomycetes, Sordariales, Chaetomiaceae. Bases 1 to 1251 code for a protein of 416 amino acids. The record is from RefSeq and is a predicted model, not a curated record. The transcript is spliced from 4 exons.
AUGCGUCUCAAAGCCACCUGCCGUGCGGUUGAGCGCCUGGCUGAGCAAUGCUUGGGAACACCGGCAACCCUCGUGCCGCCGUUGGUCGCCGGUGGCUUUAACAUGCUAUACAAAGUCCAUCUGGCAGGAGAUCCCCUCAGGCCCGAUGUCAUGGUCCGACUUCCCUGCCCGAGCCUGGUCCAAUUUCCGGAUGAAAAAACAGUCCAAGAGGCGGCCACGGCAAGGUACAUCGCGGGGAACACUCAGAUUCCCAUCCCCCAGCACUUCUCUUGCGGCCGGGACCCCACGAUUGGACCAUUUGUCAUCCUUCAGUACAUCCCGGAGAGCCGCGGGAGUAUGUCAGCUCGGCUGACCACCCCCAACGAUGACCCAAGCGUCACGCACGUCCUUAAUCCAGACAUCGACGAAGCUACGCUCGAAGGCCUUUGGGGCAAGGCGGCAGCCUGUCUCAUUCAGCUCUCCCGCCUCACUUUCCCGCGGAUUGGGGCUCUGGUCGAGGUCGAGGGUGAGGGCAACGUGGCGGGUUCUUACUCGAUUGCUGGGCGGCCCAUCACCCACAAACUGACCGAUAUGGUUCGACUCGCCAACAUCCCACGCGCCGUGUUGCCGCCCGAGGGCAAGACGUACAGUACGGCAGACGAGUGGUACGUUGCUCUGGCAGAGAUGCACCUCGCGCAGCUCGUGUUUCAGCACAACGACGCGGUGGAGUCAGCCAAUGACUGUCGAAACAAGUUCGUGGCGCGCCAGAUCUUCCGACGGCUGGCCAAGCAGGGCAGGCUCUCUUCCUUUGGGUUUGCCGCAGACAACUGGAGCGCUCAGUCGUCCAAGAUCGACGCCGAUGAGCUGGUGGCGGUGAUCGACUGGGAGUUCGCAUACGCAGACCCAACACAGUUCAUGCGCUUGAAGACGUGGCUGGCGGCCAUGAAACGGGCCGAGGAGAGCAUCCCGGGCGUGGACCAGCGUGAUGCUCUACCCGCUCCCUUGUCCACGUACAUGCGGGAGAGUUGGGAGACGGGCCGGUUUUGGCUCAGCUACGGCGCGAGAAAGAGCUGGGCAGGUUUUUUUGGCGAGCGGGGUGAUGUUUUGAAAGAGGACUUGUGGAAGACGAGAGUACACUUGUUGACGGACGUGGAGGGAGCCGCGAUGGAGCCCUUUGUGGAGAGCAAGAUGAGGGAGUCUGAGGACCGGGUCAUAGUGGACUGGGAUCCGGUGGACGCGAGGAAGCGCUUGUCUGAGGUGUUGUUCGACUAG